AGCGCCGACAACGCGGUCUUCAUCCGCGAAGACGUCGAGCGCGCGCUCCUUCACGCCGUCGAACAAAUGCCGCAAACGAGGACUGCGAUUGCGCUGAUAGUGGGCGGCGCCUCACACCGCAACGCGUUGGUGCGCAGGACGAGCGCGCAGUUCGUGGCCCUCCUCGUGGAGCGCAUGGGCGCCACGAAGUGUCUGUUGGGUCCGCGCGAUAUCGGCGAACACGUGUUGCCGGCAGCCGCGCGCUUUGUUCAGGACUCUUCGGCCGCAACGCGUUAUUACGGCCGAAGAGUUUUCGCGCAACUCUUGACGCACUCGGCGUUCGAGAAACUGCUGCGAAAACACGUGACUCCCGGCACUUAUCGCAACAUUUGCGGGAUUCUGGAGUCCAUUAAACGCCGGGGCGUCGGCGAUCGGCCGCAAGACUUGUCUUCGCCGUUGAAGGACUUGACGACCGUUUCAUUGGACGACAAAUAAUAACUCUUUUCUAACUUUUUUCUCUCAAUAAAAGCCUUUUCUG
Molecule: messenger RNA, 517 nt
Organism: Oppiella nova
Lineage: Eukaryota; Metazoa; Arthropoda; Arachnida; Sarcoptiformes; Oppiidae
Source: the annotation of a GenBank genome assembly